Messenger RNA from Python bivittatus (Burmese python), 3387 nucleotides. Lineage: Eukaryota; Metazoa; Chordata; Lepidosauria; Squamata; Pythonidae. The record is from RefSeq and is a predicted model, not a curated record.
GUAUUGAUGGUCCAGCUGCUUUUCAAGAUGAAGUACAGGUAGCAGGGAGCCAAGUUCAAAUUCUUACUGUUGGAGAAACUUGCCAAGAUGAGGAUGAUGGAGAGGUAAUAGCUACCAGUCAACAACAAGGCAAACAAGACCUUAGAGUAACAAUGCAGAAGAAAGGCAUUUCAAGUAGCAUGAAUUUUGAUGAAGAGGAGGAUGAGGAGGAUGAAGACAGCUCAAGUUCCUCACAGUUAAAUAGUAAUACCCGACCAGGUUCUGCAACAAGCAAGAAAUCAAAUAAGGAAACAGCAUCAGGGCCCAGCCCUUCAACAAAUAACCCUGUAAUAGACGUGGAUGAUUUGGAGGAGUUUGCUGUGAGACCUGCUCCUCAGGGUGUUACUGUCAAAUGCCGAAUCACAAGAGACAAGAAGGGAAUGGACCGUGGAAUGUACCCUACUUAUUACCUCCAUCUAGAAAGGGAGGAUGGUAAAAAGGUAUUUUUAUUAGCUGGAAGGAAGCGGAAAAAGAGCAAAACCUCAAAUUACCUCAUCUCCAUUGACCCAACAGACCUGUCACGAGGAGGAGAGAGUUUCAUUGGAAAAUUAAGGUCCAACCUCAUGGGGACUAAGUUUACAGUUUAUGAUAAUGGAGUCAACCCAGUGAAAACGACACUGAGUUUGGAGGCAAGCAAUCUACGCCAGGAGUUAGCUGCUAUUUGCUAUGAAACAAACGUUUUGGGAUUUAAGGGUCCUCGUAAAAUGAGUGUCAUCAUACCAGGAAUGAAUAUGGAUCAUGAGAGAGUUUCCAUCAGACCACGGAAUGAACAUGAAACACUCCUCUCAAGAUGGCAGAAUAAAAACACAGAGAGUGUCAUUGAGCUGCACAACAAAACUCCAGUCUGGAAUGAUGAUACUCAGUCUUAUGUUUUAAAUUUCCACGGUCGUGUAACACAGGCCUCAGUGAAAAACUUCCAAAUUAUUCACGACAAUGAUCCCGACUACAUAGUGAUGCAAUUUGGCCGUGUGGCAGAAGACAUUUUUACAAUGGAUUAUAAUUAUCCUAUGUGUGCAGUACAAGCCUUUGCUAUUGCCCUGUCCAGUUUUGACAGCAAGCUGGCUUGUGAGUGAACAAGUUACGUCUCAGCUUCACUGCAGCCAAAACGAUGUGCCACUGGAAGAAGAAAACAUACAUUCCAUAUUUUCUCUGGUGUCAUCAGUGGUCACAUAUCCUUAUGAGGCAGGUAAAAUUUGCUUUCUGAAGGACCAACCUUUUUGCUGAAGAGAAAAUAUUUUAAAAUUCAGGACUUUCAGGAAUGUUUUCCCCACUUAUUCUCUAUUUUUCUGGAAGUGGCAUCAGAGCUCUAUAAAUAGAAGUCCUAUCUUAUGUCCUCAGUUCUGUUAUGAAGAUGCGCCAUAAUGUACUGUAUUGUGGCUUAAGUGAAAACACCAUUGGGAUUGACGAUGUCUUUUUUUAAACCCAUAAAAGCUAACACAACACAAAUCUAGUUUUGGAUUUAAGACAUAUUCAGAGGCUGUCAGCAUACCUCAAGAUUUCAUUCAUACCUUGGGAAUUUUAUGUCACCCAUCUUAAAUAUAAGACCGUAAGAAAGAUGCAAACUUUUUCAAGAAAGAAGCAAGGUAGCAUUUACUCUCAGAGCCAAGACUGAAGUGAUUUGUGAUACUAUUUAUAUGGGAAGGAGUCUGACAAAUUUUUAAUCCUGAUGGGGAAAGGAAUGGGGAAAAAAUAGGAAGCACAAGUUAAUAUUGCACAACUCACUUGUACUCCAAGGUGUUAUUUUAUAGAUUGUGUCUUAAUUUUAAGUCUCACUUUUUGAUGGCAGUUGACUCUUAUUUUUAAGAAGGGAAAUUUGAUCAUGCAAAGUCACCCUAUGGAUGUGAGAAAUGAUGCUGAAUCAUUAUACUAACUAAAAAUUGGGGAACAUCCAUAUGCCUGAAAGAGAAAAUGUGCUUCACCAUGUAUGAUGUCUCAGGUCCCAUGUGUGGCAUGUUCUGCCCAAGAAAGUUUUCUGCCUUUUACCCUGGAGAGCUGCUGCCCAUCAGGAUAGACAUGGCUGGACUAGAAAGGGGAAGGGCUGGCAUUGAAUAAAACACAUGCAUCUGCUCUAACUGAAUUGAAUGACAUCUAAUUCUUUGGAUAAACCUGCCUUGAUAUAGCUGCCUCUUUUAAGAAAUUGCUUAGAAGAUAACUGGAACUAAUAGAGAAUGGUAUUUGCCCUUUUUCUGUCCCAAUAUAUUGAAGGUUACAUGCAGAGAAAACUUCCAAAAAAUAGAAAUUAAUUUUAAUGUCUUCUUGAUUUUAAACAGAUGGGUUGGAUCAUAGCAUUUAUUUCAUUGAUGAAUUGUCCCUAAGCAGAGGGAUACUCCACCAGAGUACCCCUAUUCAAAAUGCUCUUGAUAGCAGAAGACAAUAGUGGAUAGAUAGCAAUUUCUACAGGCCCCAGUUACACGGCCUUCACUACUGCCGAGGCUCCAUUAAACGUAGGAGCAGAUUUGGGACCAGCUGGGGAGAUAGAAUCAGUGAAGAUCAGCUCACCUCUUCAGCCAGCAGAAAUUCUCUGCUGGAUCAAACUAUUCCCACCAAAAGGAGAUGCUUCUAUCUGUAGAAGGCUUUUGCUGGAUAUAACCAUGUAUACAUGUUUGUGCCUUUUUACUAACAAAUCAUUAUAUUUCAGAAUGCAAACUCUGGCUUAUCUCACUUUCUUGAUUUCUGAAACAUAAAUAUACUAAAAAUUGAAAUCAGAAUCAGCUUUGAAGGGGCCAUUUAGCACUAGUUUUGUGAUUUUUCCCUGCAGUAUGACAUUGCAUGUGGCUGAUAUACAUGGAAUAUACCAAGGCUCAGCAUUACCAGAUUUUGAGGGGAUAUGCUUUUCUGGCCACAUUUUCACUGGAUUCUACAAGGGCUGUUGGGUUAACUUUAGCCAGUUUGCCUUUCUGUGACUUACUAAAGGACAGUGUGUCAGUGCAUCCAGUGCUGAUGACAGGUUCACUGAUGCUUACAUCAGCAUAGAAUUGCAGGGGCGUUGUCUGUGAAUUUUCCUUUUUAUAUAAUUAGCAGUCCUCUUGGAGUAUGUGAACACCGCUACACAAAAAUGCAGUCUCCUUGGUACACUUUGAAAAUGCCAUUCUCACAAGUCAAAGAACAUUGAUGACAAAGAUGCAGUUAUCACCCUGUUAGCUGGGGAAAAACCUAAAAGAAAGUUAAUUCACUCAACAGUACCAUGAGGUCUGAUCUUUGUAUAAUAACAAAUUUUGUGGUGAGUAGACAUGUAAGUCAGAGAGUUGAGCAGUUGCAGAAUAUGGAUUAUGUGAGGACCCAUUCCCAGAUUUUGCAGCAAUCUCUUCCUUAGGUAUGUUAAAUAUGUGCUCUCAAAAGUAGAUUUAU